Messenger RNA from Thamnophis elegans (Western terrestrial garter snake), 4068 nucleotides. It is a transcript of the gene PFKFB3, whose product is annotated as 6-phosphofructo-2-kinase/fructose-2,6-biphosphatase 3. The transcript is spliced from 15 exons. Gene Ontology annotation, molecular function: fructose-2,6-bisphosphate 2-phosphatase activity; ATP binding; 6-phosphofructo-2-kinase activity. Lineage: Eukaryota; Metazoa; Chordata; Lepidosauria; Squamata; Natricidae. Gene Ontology annotation, cellular component: cytosol. The record is from RefSeq and is a predicted model, not a curated record. Gene Ontology annotation, biological process: fructose metabolic process; fructose 2,6-bisphosphate metabolic process. Bases 402 to 1955 code for a protein of 517 amino acids.
GGCGGCCGCGCUUCAUUUCUCCGGCCACGCCGCCCCGGUGCAACUUCCCACGUCCCAUCUCAGCCCCGGAAUCAAGCCAGGAUCGGCGCUUUCCCUCCCUCCCUCCCAAUCCUCGUUUGCCACAAGGGCAUUUUUUCCCCCAGGGAUUGGAAGCUCCCUUGGCUCGAAGCCGGGCAGUUGAAGGAGCCCGAGAUCGCCAGGGCUCGAUUGGGCGGCUGCCUCCCUCUCGCCCGCCUCCCCUUCCAUCCUUGCAGAGGGAAGGAGAUUCCCCCGGCCCCUAAAAAUACCCCAAAGACCGACCGAUCGCCCGCUUUUUGCGUCCCAUCCCUCCCUCGCUCCUUCCCCGCCCCGCAUCCGCAACGAAGGUGGAGCCGGAGCGCGCCGACACCUGGCCGGCCAAGAUGCCCAUGGAGCUGACGCAGAGCCGGAUCCAGAAGAUUUGGCUGCCCCCGGAUAACCACCCCACCUUGCCGCGCCGGUUAUGUGGUCCACAGCUCACCAAUUCCCCCACCGUAAUUGUGAUGGUUGGACUUCCGGCUCGCGGGAAAACCUACAUUUCCAAAAAACUCACCCGCUACCUCAACUGGAUUGGCGUGCCGACGAAAGUGUUUAACGUGGGGGAGUAUCGGCGCGAGGCUGUGAAACAUUACAGCUCUUACAACUUCUUCCGUCCAGACAAUGAGGAGGCCAUGAAAGUGCGCAGACAGUGUGCCUUAAGUGCCUUAAGAGACGUCAAGCUCUACCUGUCUGAGGAAGGUGGACAGAUUGCGGUUUUUGAUGCCACCAACACGACGCACGAGCGAAGAUCAAUGGUCUUGCAUUUUGCCAAAGAAAACGGAUACAAAGUCUUCUUCAUUGAGUCCAUCUGCAAUGACCCGACGGUGGUUGCGAGCAACAUCAUGGAAGUCAAGCUAUCCAGCCCAGAUUAUAAAGACUGCAACUCAACGGACGCCAUGGAAGAUUUCAUGAAGAGGAUCAGCUGCUAUCAAUCCAGUUACCAGCCUCUUGAUCCGGACGGAUACGACAGAGAGUUGUCACUCAUCAAAGUGAUCGAUGUCGGUCGAAGGUACCUGGUGAACAGGGUCCAGGACCACAUCCAAAGUCGGAUUGUCUACUACCUGAUGAAUAUCCACGUGCAGCCCCGGACUAUCUACUUGUGUCGGCACGGCGAGAGCGAAUUCAACCUCAAAGGGAAGAUCGGGGGCGACUCGGGGCUCUCCAGCAGAGGCAAGAAGUUUGCCGGCGAGCUGAAUAAUUUUGUCAAGGAGCAAAACCUGAAAGAUCUCAGAGUCUGGACCAGCCAUCUAAAGAGGACAAUACAAACAGCAGAAGCUCUUAAUCUGCCCUACGAGCAGUGGAAGGCUUUGAAUGAAAUUGAUGCUGGGGUGUGUGAAGAUAUGACUUAUGAUGAAAUCAAAGAAAAAUAUCCGGAAGAAUUUGCUCUACGCGACCAAGAUAAAUAUUAUUACCGCUAUCCAUCUGGAGAGUCCUAUCAAGAUCUGGUGCAGAGACUGGAGCCGGUGAUCAUGGAGCUGGAAAGGCAGGAAAACGUCCUUGUGAUUUGCCAUCAGGCCGUCAUGCGUUGCCUUUUGGCUUACUUCCUCGACAAAAGCGCAGAAGAAAUGCCCUAUCUGAAAUGCCCUCUCCAUACAGUACUGAAAUUGAGUCCUGUGGCUUACGGUUGCCGGGUGGAGUCCAUCUAUCUGAACGUGGAAGCUGUGAAUACUCACCGGGACAGACCAGAAGAUGCAAAGAAGGGACCUCACGCGCUCAUGCGGCGCAAUAGCGUGGUCCCUCUGGCAAGUCCAGAACCCGUCAAAAAACCUCGCAUGAACAGAUUUGAGGAACAUGCCGCCGCUUCGGCUGCCUUACCAGUCCAUUCCUGCCUCUCUCCCGAAGGCCCCGUCCAGCUUCCCGGACAACAGAACUUGAACCCUCCACACAACCAACCUUGAGGAUCUCUUUUUCGGCGGGAACGUCGGGAAUCGCGGGUGGAAGCCAAAGCGCCAGGCCAACCCUCCAUCUCCGCAAACUUGCCGUCUGCUCCACAACAUCUCCAGUUCGACUCCAGUUGAUUUGUUGAUGAUCUCCCAUCGCUGGUUUACCUUGCCUUCUUGGACUUAAGAAAACGGAGCGGCGGAAGGAGGAAACACCAGAGAGAGAGAGAGAGAGAGAAAUAAAGAGAGAGAGAGAGAUGAAGGAAAAAAUAAAGGAAAAGGAAGAGACUAUUUCAUCAGCAUAUAAACUGUGGAUCUGAACCUGAUUUUAAAAGCGGGAUUCUGUUUUGUUUUUUUCCCCAUCUACUCCAACUUGAUAGACUCCAGCAAGCAUCAAAGUGCUCCUGGGUGUUGUUGUUGGUUAUUAUUCUGUUAGUUUUUUUUUUUUAAGCAACGAGUUUGCCUUUGAGAAGAUUACAGUGCUCAUCCCAGCAGGGUUAGGGUCAGCCUAGGUGGGCUUGUAGCUAAGACAGAGGCGAGAGGGGAGAUGAAAAGUCUUCUCUUAACAUUUACCAGUCUGUUCCAUCUCUUCAUUUCCACCUUAGACAUGCACUGAGAAGAAAGGAUUCUCCCUGAAUUUUAGCUGUCCUUGCAAGCUGGUCCAAGACAGCCCGAUCAGUUGCUCCCACACAGGCAGAGAAGAGAGAGGGGGGGGGGGCAAAAAACAAUUGUGAAAAGUUGUUUUAGUUCCACAAGCUAAAGCGCACAAACUUUUGCAAACGAGAGCCUCUCGUUCCUUCUAGGGGAUUGCAUAACCAGUUCUGUCCCGCAACAUCUGCAGGGUCAUCCACAGGGACUACAUCCUGGUGCUGCUUUGGGAUAUAUGUGUGUGUUUGUGUGCGUGAGUGUGGGACACGACACUUUGCACUUGGCUUCUUUUCUAGGGUGGGUGUGGGGACUUCCCACGCAGGCAAGACCCCCCCCCCAGCCCAUUUUUUUUAAAAAGUCCGGUGUUAAAGAGAUGCACUGGUCGUCUUUUCAGACCUCUGUGUGUGUGUGUGUGUGUGUGUGUGUGUGUGCCUUCCCCCCUUUGUGUGUGUGUGUUUGUGUGUUGACUUGUGGGAAGGUCUGUUUGAAGACCAGCGAAGUUGUAAGAUGCCUCUUUUAUGUUACAAGCAUCUCGCGGUGCAAACAGGGUAUGUUCCUAUCGACUGACGAAUGAGCCCCCCGCAACCGAGUCUCUUGUAGAUAUCUGCAAAUUGACAGCUGGCAAAGGCUGGGUUUUUCCCCCAGCUUUCCACUCUUGUUUUAGCCACAAGAAACGGUUUCUCACGUUUGAGGCUCCACUGUGUAUCCAGCAUAAAUCUGCAGGUUUUUCAUAUCAUCAAGGAAAGGGAGACGAUUCCAAGUUUUGUUCUAAUGUGCGGCCAAUAAAAGCCAUGCGGCGGAGAAGGGCUGAUGUAGCCCAACGCAUUAAAGUAGCUGCGUUAGGAGCAAAGUUAAGGUUAGUUUCAUUCAGGUGGAUUGAUUUAUUAUGGGCCCCCAGGGACACCCUUCUCCUUUUUGUUUUUUUUUUUAAUUCAAAUAACUAUUCUUAGUAGUGGUAGGGUUAUUAUUUUAAAACGAUCAUUUUUGCUAGUUUUAAAGGACAUCUGAGUAAAUAAGCUUGCUUUCCUUUAUAACCUGAAUUUAUCCUGGCGACUUUUCUCAGCCGUUCUCCUGUUUCCCAGGUAGGCUCCUCAAAUUCUCAGUCCUCAAUUCGACAGCGGGCUCAAAUAAAAUGGAACGCUUAAAAAACAAAAUCCAACGUUAUUUAAAAUAGUCCAAAGUAACGAGGUCUUUGGGAAACUUGAUGUCCUCGGUGCGAAUUUGGGUCAUCGGGCGCGUCGCCACAAGUUGAUCAAGCCAACAGGAUGAUGAUGAUGAUGAUGAUGUGUGACUUAACAAAAGUAACAGUAGCCGGGUUUCGAACGCAAGCCCUCUUUUUAAGGCUGAACUGAUCUGCCAAAGCAACCCUGGAAAAGCUGGCCAGGAUGAGAUAAGAGCUGGAUAAGAUGAGCUCUCCAAGGCGGGAUGGUGGCAGGGCGAUGGAGGUGAUUUUAUUUUCCAAAUAAAGGAUUGUUUGACCCAA